UGGAAAAAAUAUAUAUAGCAAGAUAACAAAUUGAACCUAAAGCCUUGCUGGAAAUUACUCUUCGAGGCGCCACUGAGUAUCAAUCUUUCUCUCUAGAAAGAAUUCCAGAUUUUCGUCUUCUUCAACGCCCUGGUUCUAUCUCUACUGGACUUCAACCGGUUUUAUCAGUUUCUUCUCUUAUUUUUUUCUGUCUGAGUUAGUUAUCUAGAUUUGGAAAUUUAAGGUUUUCUCAUUGUGCAGUGAAAAGGAUUCUGGGUUUUUUUUCCCUGGGUUUGAUUAAAUGGAAAAAAUUGAGAAAGGUGAUGGCAUUGAGGAGGAGGAAGAAGAAGAUUCAGAGUAUGUAUUACUUGAUCUUGAUGCCGUUUCUUCUCAGAUUGACAUCCCUCCUAAUGCACCCUAUACAAUCUCCGGUCUGGAUACGAUGAAUCCAAUAUUAAUCAUAGAUGAAAAAGUGAAGCUGAUUGGAGAAUAUGAAGAAACAAUUGGGACUUGCUUCGUCUUCUCCGAGGAUGAAGCUUCACCUGUAGUGUAUGAAGAGACGGGUCCAUCAGAGGCAAAUCUCUUCUCAGGAAAAUGUAUAAUAGAUCCGAAUCAAGCUCCGAGAAAGCAAGUAAAACCGGUUGCUCGACUUCACAAGAUUCUUAAGUUCAGUUUGUUACACGACGAGGACGUUCAAGUUGAAACGAAUUCCCCGAAAUAGUAGCGAACUCGAAUUUUGUAGUUACCUGUCAGUGUUCAUACUUGAAAGUAAUUUAGUGUAAUUUAAGCCUAGUUUUGCUCUGUAUUUCUCAUGCUCCAUUGUUAUUAUUGAUAGGAAUAAAUGAGUUACGAUCGUUAUAGGCGGUUCACCUUUUCUAGUUUGGACGAAGAACCUUAAUAAGUGGUCAGGCGGCCGUUUUCUGUAUUAAAGUCCCCU
Messenger RNA from Hibiscus syriacus, 916 nucleotides. RefSeq names its product general transcription factor 3C polypeptide 6-like. The transcript is spliced from 4 exons. Gene Ontology annotation, cellular component: transcription factor TFIIIC complex. Gene Ontology annotation, biological process: transcription by RNA polymerase III. Lineage: Eukaryota; Viridiplantae; Streptophyta; Magnoliopsida; Malvales; Malvaceae. The coding region runs from base 281 to 700 and encodes 139 amino acids. The record is from RefSeq and is a predicted model, not a curated record.